Messenger RNA from Neogale vison (American mink), 3580 nucleotides. It is a transcript of the gene PAXIP1, whose product is annotated as PAX interacting protein 1. NCBI's taxonomy places the organism in Eukaryota, Metazoa, Chordata, Mammalia, Carnivora, Mustelidae. Gene Ontology annotation, biological process: positive regulation of transcription initiation by RNA polymerase II. The record is from RefSeq and is a predicted model, not a curated record. Bases 65 to 3139 code for a protein of 1024 amino acids. Gene Ontology annotation, cellular component: nucleus. The transcript is spliced from 21 exons.
GUUGGGGAGCGGGCCCCGCCGGGCGGGGCGGGAGCCGCCGCCGAGCCGUCCGGCCGCCGCGACCAUGUCGGACCCGGCGCCCAAAGUUCCCGAGGAGAUGUUCCGAGAGGUCAAGUACUACGCGGUGGGCGACAUCGACCCGCAGGUCAUCCAGCUCCUCAAAGCUGGGAAAGCUAAGGAAGUGUCCUACAACGCACUAGCCUCCCACAUAAUUUCGGAAGACGGGGACAAUCCUGAGGUUGGAGAAGCUCGGGAAGUCUUUGAUUUACCUGUAGUUAAGCCGUCUUGGGUGAUUUUGUCCGUUCAGUGUGGAGCUCUUCUGCCAGUAAAUGGUUUUUCUCCAGAGUCCUGUCAGAUUUUUUUUGGAAUCACUGCCUGCCUUUCCCAGGUGUCGUCUGACGACAGGAGUGCCCUGUGGGCUCUGCUCACCUUCUACGGUGGGGGGUGCCAGCUGCAGCUCAACAAGAAAUGCACACAUCUGGUCGUUCCCGAGCCGAAGGGGGAGAAGUACGAGUGUGCGUUGAAGAGAGCAGGCAUUAAGAUCGUGACCCCUGACUGGGUCCUGGACUGCAUAUCGGAAAAAACCAAAAAGGACGAAGCAUUUUAUCAUCCUCGACUCAUUAUUUAUGAAGAAGAAGAGGAAGAGGAAGAGGAGGAGGAGGAGGUGGAAAAUGAGGAGCAGGAGUCCCCAAAUGAGGGUAGUUCGGAGGGAAAAUCCAGCCCUGCCAGCUCUCAAGAAGGAUCUCCUUCAGGGGACCAGCAGUUCUCACCCAAAUCCAACACCGAAAAGUCUAAAGGGGAGUUGAUGUUUGAUGAUUCUUCAGACUCCUCACCCGAGAAACAAGAGAGGAAUUUAAACUGGACGCCCGCUGAGGUCCCACAGCUGGCUGCGGCGAAACGCAGACUGCCCUCGGGGAAGGAGCCUGGCCUCAUUAACUUGUGCGCCAACGUGCCCCCCGUCCCGGGCAACAUCUUACCUCCCGAGGUCCGGGGCAACCUCCUGGCCCCGGGACAGAAUCUCCAAAGUUCGGACAGAUCGGAAAUGAUCGCUACUUGGAGUCCGGCUGUGCGGACCCUGAGAAACAUCACUAACAACGCCGACCUCCAGCAGAUGAGCCGACCGUCAAAUGUCGCUCACAUCUUACAGUCCCUUUCUGCACCUACAAAAACCUUAGAGCAGCAGGUGAAUCACAGCCAGCAGGGCCACGCCAACGCCAGCGCGGUGCUCUUCGGCCCGGUGAAGGUGGCUUCUGAGCCGCACCUGCCGCAGCCCCCGCAGCCGCCACCCCCGCCCCCGCCGCACCCGGUGCUGCACCUUCCCGCCCAGCAGCUCCUGCAGCUCCAGCCGCAGCCGCAGAUCGCCCAGCAGCCGUACCCGCAGCCGCCGCCGCACCCCUUCCCCCCCCAGCCGCUGCCCUUCCCCCAGCAGCAGCUGCACCGGCCCCAGCAGCCCCUGCAGCCCCUGCAGCCGCAGCCGCAGCACGUCCUGCAGCAGCAGCUGCACCAGCUCCAGCAGCAGCAGCUCCAGCAGCAGCAGCUGCACCAGCUCCAGCAGCAGCUCCAGCUCCAGCGCCUGCAGCAGCAGCCGGCCCCGCCCGCGCAGCCCCCGGUGCAGCCCCCGCACCCGCCCCCGCACCCGCCCCUGCAGCAGCACCAGCCCCAGCCGCAGCCGCCCCCGCCGUCCCAGCAGCCCCCGCACCAGCUCUUUGGACACGACCCAGCCGUGGAAAUUCCGGAAGAAGGCUUCUUACUGGGAUGCGUGUUUGCGAUUGCGGACUACCCGGAGCAGAUGUCUGACAAGCAGCUGCUGGCCACCUGGAAGCGGAUAAUCCAGACGCAUGGUGGCGCCGUGGACCCCACGUUCUCCAGCCGGUGCACACACCUGCUGUGCGAGAGUCAGGUCAGCGGGACGUACGCGCAGGCGAUCAGGGAGAGGAAGAGGUGUGUCACGGCGCACUGGCUGAACAUGGUCCUAAAGAAGAAGAAGCUGGUGCCGCCUCACCGCGCCCUCCACUUCCCGGUGGCCUUCCCCCCGGGCGGAAAGCCCUGCUCUCAGCACAUUAUUUCUGUGACUGGAUUUGUCGACAGUGACAGAGAUGACCUGAAGCUGAUGGCUUACCUGGCGGGCGCCAAGUACACGGGCUACCUGUGCCGCGGCAACACGGUGCUCAUCUGCAAGGAGCCUACCGGUUUGAAGUAUGAAAAAGCCAAGGAGUGGAGGAUACCGUGUGUGAAUGCGCAGUGGCUCGGCGACAUCCUCCUGGGGAACUUCGAGGCGCUGAGGCAGGUCCACUACGGCCGCUACACGGCAUUCAAUCUGCAGGAGCCCUUCGCCCCGACUCCGCACUUGGUUUUCAAUCUUCUGGAUGCUUGGAGAGUCCCGUUGAAAGUGUCGGCCGAGCUGCUAAUGGGCGUGCGGCUGCCUCCCAAGCCGAAAGCGAGCGACGUGACGGCCCAGCCUUCCUCCAAGAGAGCCAGAAUCGAAGAUAUACCGCCUCCCACCAAAAAGUUAACACCAGAAUUGACCCCUUUUGUGCUUUUCACUGGAUUUGAGCCUGUCCAGGUUCAACAGUAUAUUAAGAAGCUCUACAUCCUGGGGGGCGAGGUCGCCGAGUCGGCGCAGAAGUGCACGCACCUCAUCGCCAGCAAAGUGACGCGCACGGUCAAGUUCCUGACAGCCAUCUCCGUGGUGCGGCACAUCGUGACCCCGGAGUGGCUGGAGGAGUGCUUCAAGUGUCAGAAGUUUAUCGACGAGCAAAACUACGUGCUCCGGGACGCAGAGGCCGAGGUGCUGUUCUCCUUCAGUCUGGAGGAGUCCCUGAAACGGGCGCAUGCCUCCCCGCUCUUCAAGGCAAAAUAUUUUUACAUCACCCCAGGAAUCUGCCCAAGUCUGUCCACCAUGAAGGCGAUCGUGGAGUGUGCAGGGGGACGGGUGCUGUCGAAGCAGCCGUCUUUCCGCAAGCUCGUGGAGCACAAGCAGAACAAGAGUUUGUCAGAAAUAAUUUUAAUAUCCUGUGAAAAUGACCUUCACUUAUGUCGAGAAUACUUUGCCAGAGGAAUAGACGUUCACAACGCGGAGUUUGUGCUGACGGGCGUGCUCACCCAGACCCUGGACUACGAAUCGUAUAAAUUUAACUGACGGCCUCGCCACUACGACUGGAGCCGGGGGACGACAACCAGCGGCGCCCGCUGCGGGGCGGACCCGGCCGCGCUCCCCCGCAGAGGCCCGUGUUCUCCAGCUGCUGCGGGACGCAGGCAUUUGAAAGCAGGAGAACAAAUAUAAUAAAUAUUGUGCAUCUUAUUAAGAUGUGUAAUUUUAUUCCAAGGAAACAUAAAUUAUGUUUUGUAUUAUAUGAAUUUACGAGCCCACAUUAGGUUUUAUGAUUCAUUUGCCAGGUUUUUAAAUGUUUUCACAACACUGUUAACAGAACUUCAGCUAUAAAUAAAAUGGUGUAAAUAAAGACCUUGCUAUCUCUAAAUUAUGGAAGUUAAAGAUUUGAAACGUUUUGUACUUUGAUUAUUUUUUUUCUUAUACUCUUUUCUUUUAUAUUGAGAUCUUGCCCACAUUUUAAAUAAAUGU